Messenger RNA from Saprolegnia parasitica CBS 223.65, 878 nucleotides. RefSeq lists its product as hypothetical. Gene Ontology annotation, molecular function: protein binding. Lineage: Eukaryota; Oomycota; Saprolegniomycetes; Saprolegniales; Saprolegniaceae. The record is from RefSeq and is a predicted model, not a curated record. The transcript is spliced from 3 exons. The coding region runs from base 1 to 774 and encodes 257 amino acids.
AUGGGCAAUCUGGUGGCGCUACCUCCGGCACCGAGUGACGGCACGCUCGUCACCAUCUUUGUCGCGCCGAUUGACAAGGCGCAGAUCGAUGCCACCGGUCUUAUUGGCCGAUCGCCAGCGACCACUGUCCUUGUCGCGACCAACCAGAUCGCAGACAUCUUGGGGCACGCGCUCUUGCCGCCGUAUUUCAUGAGUGCGGCGGGCACCCCGGACUGCUCGCCGUGUCCGGCCAACUCGUACCUCUCGGCGCACUGCUCCGACACGCAGAGUCGCGCGUGUCUGCCGUGUACGGUCUGCGCGACCGAUCACUUUGCCAAGACGACGUGCUCGCCGACCCACGACACUGUCUGCCAGCGGUGUACGCAGUGCCAGCGCGAAACGUUUGCGUCGACCAAGUGCUCUCCGAAAAGAGACCGCGUUUGCAGCGCCUGCACCCUGUGCACCACAGACGAGUACGAGGCGGCGCCGUGCACGACGGAAGCCAACCGCGUCUGUCAUACGUGCAACUCGUGCUCGCUGACGCCGGCCCAAAAAGCCUUGUGCUCCCAAAGCGUGUCGUGGGAGCGCCUGCAGCAGUCGCCAUUUGGGUGUCCGACACCGAACCAGCAGUGGAAGACGAGGGAGGAGCAGCUUCAGUCGUACAAGUCGAACGCGUGUGGCGCGGGGCGCUGCUCGUGCACGGGCCAUGGCAUUGGCAACAACAACCCCUUGGGACUGGCCUUCCCAGACGACCCUCGCUGCACGGGCCCCGAGACGUACGGAAUUCGUCUCUAACGUGACAUGUGGUUGUGAUGCGAAUCCAACACAAACUCUUCGAGUGCCUGUGCAAGGAGGGUGAGUCGCACCAAGGGUACAUAAACUGAAUACCUUGAUUGCAC